Molecule: messenger RNA, 2751 nt
Organism: Triticum aestivum (bread wheat)
Lineage: Eukaryota; Viridiplantae; Streptophyta; Magnoliopsida; Poales; Poaceae
Exons: 3
Coding region: 59-1534 (491 amino acids)
Source: RefSeq, a predicted model, not a curated record
GAGAAAAUGGAGGGAAAAAGGUGCAGAAGCGAGGGAAAACUCUCUUCCCCUUCCCCAAAUGCGCGCACAGAUGGAAACCUACGCCGACCUCGGCCCCGACGGCGGCAACCCUGCUCCGGCGAAGCCGGCCAUGGAGGAACCACGCGCCGCCACCGAGGUCGUUGCGGACCCCUACCUCGCCGGCACCGACGCGCUCCCCGCCCCCCACCCGGGUACUGCCGCCGGCGCGAGGAAGCGGAAGGCCCCGGCUAUGGCGAUGGGGAAGGCUGCCAGGAAGCCUCGCAAGCCGCAGGUUGAAGAACCGAUUCAGAUGCCUGUGUACUAUGGACUUAGAAAAGAGUUUCUCAGCGUGGAGGGCAAUGAUUUAGUUGAGGAUUGCUCAGACCUUUUUGCAGAGAACAAAUGUGCGCGUGUCAUCGGCGAGCUACAGCUGCAGCCACAGUCCAUGUCACUGGUGGAUCUGCAGCUCUGGGUCUUCAAGCUGUUCCGGCUCCAUCCAGAAACACAAGAUAUUGAUAUUAAGGGAUUCUUCAAACAACACAAAAGGGACCUCACUGACGACGAGUCCUCCGAACCAGACUGUUCUUUGGAGUACUACCCGUGGGACAUACAUUAUUUUAGGACUGACAAAUGCUGGAGUUCCUUUGCCAAUAAAUUGAAGAGAAAAAGGAAUGUGACACAGAGGUUCAUGUUGUAUGUGCAAUCUUCUGAGGUCAAGCACUACCACAUUUUGCUCAAAGCUGUAAAUGGCGAUUAUUCUCAACUGGCGACGGUUGUGUUGCCCGGGACGAAAAGCCUGACGGGUCGCUUCGGCUUUGGUGCCUUUGUGGAAGACCCAACAAUGACAGCUGAGGAAAUUGCAGAUUAUCUCACUCGUCACUAUGGCGAGCGGAUUAGUCCUGUUGAGGCGUGGAGAGCAAAACAGUUUGCUCUGGAGAGUAAAUUUGGAACCUUCUAUGAUUCACACAACUUUGCCCCGAGGUUACUUAAGGAAAUAGCACGUAAAAACCCUGGUACUUUUGUUGACAUCAAGGAUGCAGAGGUUGCAGGGUGUGAAGAUUUUCGAGUCCUGCAGCGUAUGUUUUGGGCAUUUGGACAGUGCUUACAGGCCUUCCAUACCUGUCGCCCUGUGCUAUGCAUCAAGGGCACACCACUAUGUGGGAAAUAUCAAGGGAUGCUGUUGACUGCUGUAGCAUUAGAUGCUAAUGAUUUCUCCAUUCCAGUAGCAUGUGCUGUUGUCGAGGAUGAGACCAAGGAAAGCUGGCUGUGGUUUCUUAGGAAUUUGGAGCGAGCAGUGGUGCAUCAGUCUGAUGUGUGCAUCAUACACGACUACAAAAAGGAGUUGAUUGAUGCUGUGGAGGACCUUCUGAAUUCCCGUGAACGACAGUGGCGUAAAGCAGAAAGCCGAUGGUGCAUGGAAGACCUUGCUGAAAACUUCUUUGCGUAUUUUGGCGAGAAGAAGCUGGUGAUGAUGUUCAAGAAACUUUGCCAGCAGAAGCGACGCCAUAAGUUCGGUAAAUCUGGAAGGAGCUAGAUGAGCUGACAUCCACAUAUAUGGCUGAGAAAGAACAUGAUGGUAGUGGGGAAAUGCAGCAGAAAUCAGUCGAGCAUGAUGUGGCAGAGCUUGAGGCGCGAAGCCUGUGCAAUCAACAUGGUUCAGUUGUGGAUGUGAAGGAAGGAGAUCAUGCCGAUGACAGCAACAGAAAGAUAACAAAGUUCUCUGACUGGAUCAGUCCGAAACCAAAGGAGAAGUGGUCACUGGCAUACGAUCGAGAUGGAGCAAGGUAUGGCAUCAUGGGCAGUGAUACAACUGAUGCAUAUAAGAACGACCCUGUAUUGAAAGGGAUAACAUGCCUUCCGCUCAGUGCGAUAGUGGAGGUGACAUUCCUGCGCUUGGUAGAGUACUUCCAAAACACAAGUGUCGCAGCAAACAAAGCGAUCGGCAACCCGAUAAUUAACUUCCCUGAACAUGUCCAGGUUGACCUGAAUUCCAAAAUGCAGAAAUCCGAGACGCAUAGACUUAUGUACACAUACGCCGAUGAAAAGAAUUAUCUUGGUAAGGUAGUGGAUCAAAAAUUUACAGUCAAGGGAAGGAAGAGGGAGGUGACUGUUCACCUGAAGACGGACUAUAUCGUUGGCAUUAAUAAGUCUAAAGGAUGCACAAUUCGGAAAACUGCCACCUGUUCAUGUGGCAAGCCACAGGUACUUCACAAGCCUUGCUCUCAUGUCAUUGCGGUCUGUUGUGAGAUUGGGGUUAGCACUGCUACAUACAUGUCCCCAUACUACAGCCUGCCCUAUCUAGGUAGGACCUGGAGGCAAAAAUUCAAUAAGUUCUCUCAUGACUACAGAGAUACCAUACCACACUGCUUCAGAGGUAUCAUACCAUUUGAAGGUGAAGCACAAACUUGGAUCCCAGACAAGAGAUUAGAGUGUGGCCUUCCUGUUUAUCUGUCGCCGGACUGCGCACAAACUGUCGUGCUCGAGGAAGAGCAUUGCAGAACUGAAGAUGGAGCAGUUGCAGGCAAUGAUGAAACCUAGACACACUCAGAAGAACUAGCCAGAUUUGAGAUUCUAAUCUCAUCUGUCAAACUCUCAAGUUCUUCAUAUUUUGGACGCUUAGUAUGCGUUUAGCCGCUGUAGUUAAGCUAUCCUAAGCAAACUCUGAACCUCUGUUAUCAUUCGCAGUGCUUUGGUGUUGCACUGGAAACCGAAGUUCUUAUUUCGUUGCUAAUAGUAGGUUGCAGUUUGGUA